Molecule: messenger RNA, 2013 nt
Organism: Drosophila bipectinata
Lineage: Eukaryota; Metazoa; Arthropoda; Insecta; Diptera; Drosophilidae
Source: RefSeq, a predicted model, not a curated record
AGUAAACGAUGGGUGGCAGAUUCGGGGUCUGAAAUGAGUUUUCCGGAUAUAAGACAGCCCAAAAUUAAAGGAAAUGUUGUUCCGCUCUGCGAAAAGCAAGUUCGAAACGGUGGACGCAGUGCGUCGCCUCAAGCGCCUGGCGGAGGGCACCCUCUCCUCCUACCGACGCCUGUUUCUCCUGCUCCUCUGCAUCUGUGUGGUGUUCUAUCUGCUGCCGCCGAUCUUUCGCUACAUCUUCCUGUCCAGCUAUACCGAAACGAAGGAUCCGCACAGUGUGUGCAUGGAUGACCGCCUGACGCCCUUCAUUCUCCAGAACUAUGAGUUUGAUGCCAACAUUCGUCACGUGUCGCCAUCUGUGCUGCCCGGCGAGAGAGAUUUCACACCCUAUGUGGGCAAUGGCUAUCUGGGUCUAGAGAUAGCCCACGAUGCCUUCCUGAACAUCAAGCACGGUCGAGCCAUGCAGCUGCCCAUUCGCUUCCAGCCGGUGGUUUCUGUUCAGGCCGCCGGCGAAAAGGAGGCCACAGUAGUAGAGUACCUGACGGGUAUGGUGCACCGGUUUCAAUGCCUAGCUGGCUACUUUGUUUCCUACACCUAUUACGCCCAUCGUACCCAGCCAAACAUACUAAUGCAAGAGCUGCAGAUUACCAAUACAAGGAAUAUAGUGGAGGAGAUAGAGCUGGUAAUGCCCAGGGUUAAUCUUCCGAAGCUUACCAGACGCAUAGUGACUCUGAGCGAACCUGUUUCAGUUGGAAUGUUCACCUACAGCGAUCUGGAGGUACUCACGGGUACAGCACAACCCCAACCUGAAGAUCCCAGUAAAUCUAUUGUGAUUAGUAUUGUAAAGCCGCAGCUGGAAUCGAAACUGCAACUGAGGAAACGGGGAACAGUGCGCAUUGUAUAUCCUAUAGCAGUCCAGUACUCCAAACCAGUGACGGAGAAUCAGGUCAAGGGAAUUUCGGAGGCCACCGAGCAACAGGCAACGCAGGCAAUGACAAAACUCCUCCAAAAGCUUGGAUCCAAAGCUACCAAUACCUUGAACAGUAUAAACACGUAUCGGCAGGAGCACAUUGAUGUAUGGACGGAUCUGUGGGCCACUGGUUUCACGAUAAGUACAUCCAAGGCGGAGAACAGUUUGAAUGGCGAUAGAAUUAAUGCCACCAUGUACGCUGUUUUGUCGCAAGUGCGUAGCUUUGAGUUCGAGGAGAUCGGUGGCAACAAGAGAGAGGACAUCGCAAAAGCCCUGACCUACGCCGAGGGUUGCUACGAUUCCUAUCACACACUGCAGGCGGAGAAUCUAUGGCGGGAUAUGUCCGAUCUGCAGCAGCUGAAUUCCUUAGUUUCUUCAUGGAUGUUAACUCUCGAAAAACAGGGCUGUCACAAUCUGAUCCGAGCCGGUGCCUCCGGAGUGAUUCAAGCCAUGGUACUUAGCUUUGGUAGCUUUCGCUUUAGCAAUCAGCACUUGGAGUGCAACAUACAUCCCAAGUUCCUGCACAGGGAUUUCCAUUUCCGACGCCUUAACUAUGGCAACAAAACGCACCUUAACGUCACCAUCAUUGUGAAGGAUGACAACAAAGCGGUGAUAAAUGUGGCAUUGGAUCGCUCCGAUAGAAGCUAUUACGCCUGCGAUGGUGGAUGCCUUGACGAGCCUAUUCUUCUCACACAAAACCGCCGACAAUUCCCAGUUAAACUGACUGAACCUCUAACAGCAAUAUUAUACAUAACUGAGGACAAGCAGCACAUGGAAGAGCUGCACCAUGCCAUCCAUGUCAAGGAGGUGGUUGAAGCUCCUGCCCAUGAGCAGCAUCUAAUAGCUCUCCAUCGGCAUGGCCACCAAUUGGGCGGCCUGCCUACCCUGUUCUGGGUGUCUGUGUGUGCAAUAAUCAUAGUAUUCCACAUAUUCCUCUGCAAGCUCAUCAUCAAGGAGUACUGCGAGCCGAGCGAUAAGUUAAGAUAUCGUUAUAACAAACCGUGAUCAUAGUUGUAUAUAAAACCUGGAUGCUAGUAAAAUAUAAU